CUCACUACGUCCUCGAGUGUCGCCGCACAACACACCACUAGGGGCACUUUGCAAGUCGUACGAUUGAGGAAAAUCGACCAUCUGAUACAGGCGAUUGGUCGGCUCACCCCACCGUUCAAGCGUGCUGUCGGGUAUAAAGUUGCUCGAAGGCGGACAACAUGUUUGUUGCACGUUUAGCUGUCCGUCCCCUCUCCCACCGCACCCCCAUCAUAUCGUUCUCUCGCAACAUGUCGUCUCACGAAGUAGUCAUCGUCGCCGCCUCCCGUACCCCUGUUGGCUCCUUGAACGGUGUUCUGAAGACGCUUACGGCACCCCAGUUGGGUGUCAUUGCGCUCAAACACGCUUUCGAGCAGGCCAAGCUCGACCCCGCUGUUGCGGAGGAGAUCUACUACGGCAAUGUCGUCCAGGCCGGCGUUGGCCAGUCACCAGCACGCCAGGUUGCCCUCGGUGCUGGUAUGAAGACUAGCUCUGACGCGACGACAGUCAACAAGGUCUGUGCAAGCGGCAUGAAGGCUGUCAUGCUCGCUGCGCAGAGCAUUCAGACUGGUUACAAGAGUGUCGUUGUAGCUGGCGGCAUGGAGAGCAUGAGCAAUGCACCAUUCCUCCUGCCCCGUCAGAACCCUGCCUUCGGCAAGUUCGAGGCGAAGGAUGCGCUCCAGAAUGACGGUCUGUGGGAUGUGUACAACGACUUCGCGAUGGGCAACUGCGGUGAAUUCGCCGCCGAGAAGCACCAGAUCACCCGCGAGUCGCAAGACGCGCAUGCUGUCGAAUCGUUCAAGCGUGCGGAGCGGGCAUGGGCGUCAGGAGCAUUCGUCGCGGAAGUCGCCCCCGUCACCAUCAAGGGCAAGAAGGGUGACACGAUCGUGAAGGAGGACGAGCAAUACAAGCGUGUCAUCUAUGAGAAGAUCCCUACCUUGAACCCGGCAUUCAAGAAGGGCGGCACCAUCACGCCUGCGAACUCGUCACCCCUGAACGACGGCGCAUCCGCACUGAUCCUCAUGUCUGCUGAGAAGGCAAAAGAGCUCGGUGUCAAGCCCUUGGCCAAGGUUAUCUCAUACGCUGAUGCCGGUGUCGACCCAAUCGACUUCCCUAUUGCACCGACCAUUGCUCUGCCCAAGGCUCUGGAGCGGGCGAACCUGAAGACGGAGGACAUUGCUUUGUUCGAGAUCAACGAGGCGUUCUCGGCAGUCGUCAGGAUCGCUGAGAAGGUCCUCAGCAUCGACCCCGCAAAGAUCAACGUCAACGGUGGCGCGGUUGCUCUCGGACAUGCCAUCGGCAACUCCGGUUCGCGCAUUAUCGUGUCGCUCGUUCACGCUCUUAAGUCUGGCGAGUACGGUGCUGCUGGCGUGUGCAAUGGGGGUGGCGCGGCGUCGGCGAUCGUCAUCCAGAAGCUGUGAGCCGCUUUUGGCGUGUGGCCUGAUCUUGCUUAGCCAUGAUAAACCAAGAUCUGACACGACUUAUCGAAGUCAACUCUGAGCAGCACCAUUUUCAUCAGGGGACACUGCGGUCAUGCAUCUUGUAUUUUAGUCGCAUCGCUAUCGUGUUUGCAUCUGUGCUUUAGAUCGGAAUCUCAUAAUGAAUCGCGUUUUCCGUG
Molecule: messenger RNA, 1594 nt
Organism: Postia placenta MAD-698-R-SB12
Lineage: Eukaryota; Fungi; Basidiomycota; Agaricomycetes; Polyporales; Adustoporiaceae
Exons: 6
Coding region: 159-1397 (412 amino acids)
Biological process (GO): fatty acid beta-oxidation
Molecular function (GO): acetyl-CoA C-acetyltransferase activity
Source: RefSeq, a predicted model, not a curated record